UGUCAUGUUUCGUCAAGCUUCACGCUUCUUGGGUCGAGCUUCUUGGCUGCGGCCACGACCUUUCUGUACAGAGGUCCCAGCCACCACUCCAUCAACCGAUCCAGCAUUUGUGGAGGCAUGGAAGAAAGUGAUGCCAAACAUGGAUCCACCCAGGACUCCAUCAACUUACAUGGAGCCUCGGCCUCCCGUCCCUUCUUCCCUCCCUCCCAAAAUGAAAGUCAAUUUCGUCCUCCCUUAUUCUUCUGAGCUCUCUGGCAAAGAGGUGGACAUGGUCAUAAUACCAGCUACAACUGGACAGAUGGGUGUGUUGCCUGGCCAUGUUGCAACCAUUGCGGAGCUAAAGCCUGGAGUUUUAUCAGUGCACGAUGGGAGUGACGUGAAGAAAUAUUUUAUCAGCAGUGGCUUUGCUUUUAUUCAUGCAAAUUCCGUUGCUGAUAUAGUUGCCGUGGAAGCUGUGCCGAUUGACCAAAUUGAUGCGAGUUUGGUCCAGAAGGGGCUUGCAGAUUUUACUCAGAAGCUCAGUUCAGCCACAACCGAUCUGGAGAAAGCCGAAGCGCAGAUAGGUGUCGACGUCCAUAGUGCUCUUAACUCUGCUAUAACUGGCUAA
Molecule: messenger RNA, 607 nt
Organism: Argentina anserina (silverweed cinquefoil)
Lineage: Eukaryota; Viridiplantae; Streptophyta; Magnoliopsida; Rosales; Rosaceae
Product: ATP synthase subunit delta', mitochondrial
Exons: 2
Coding region: 5-607 (200 amino acids)
Biological process (GO): proton motive force-driven ATP synthesis
Molecular function (GO): proton-transporting ATP synthase activity, rotational mechanism
Source: RefSeq, a predicted model, not a curated record